This is a messenger RNA of Aspergillus pseudotamarii, 1632 nucleotides long. RefSeq names its product cytochrome P450 monooxygenase sphH. Gene Ontology annotation, molecular function: iron ion binding; monooxygenase activity; oxidoreductase activity, acting on paired donors, with incorporation or reduction of molecular oxygen. The transcript is spliced from 3 exons. The coding region runs from base 1 to 1632 and encodes 543 amino acids. The record is from RefSeq and is a predicted model, not a curated record. Lineage: Eukaryota; Fungi; Ascomycota; Eurotiomycetes; Eurotiales; Aspergillaceae.
AUGGGGCGUAUGAACCACUGCUUUGCUGCCCUCUACCUUGGUAUAGCAGCCAGCAUCUACUUCCGCCCAGAGUCUGCCAUCUACGGCUCCAGAAUUGUGACUAUUGCCGUCCUAGCUACAGUCAUUACCAUAGCAAAGCUAUUCUAUCAGCUGUUCUUCUACCCUAAGUUUUUCACGCCAUUGAAGCAUUUUCCCACCCCGUCGAAUCGACACUGGCUCACGGGGAAUACGGGCAGUCUUAUUGUCGAUACCCCCCAUGCGUUGAUGAAGGAGUGGGCGAAGACUGUUCCUAACGAUGGAAUUCUUCGUUACUACAUUGUGGGAAACAUGGAAAGACUGACGAUCACCAGCCCUGCGGUCCUAAGCGAAAUUUUGGUGAGCAAGGCUUACGACUUCGCAAAGCCCUUGGUAAUACAGCAAGCAUUGAGGCGUGUGCUCGGCAAUGGCAUCCUGAUUGCCGAAGGCGAGGUGCAUAAGUUUCAGCGUAAGAACCUCAAGCCAGCUUUUGCGUACCGCCACGUCAAGGAUCUCUAUCCUGUCUUCUGGUCCAAGGGCAAGGAGAUGGCCAAGUUGAUUCGAAAGGAUCUACGGACCAGAAACGCCCCCGGAGAUAACACAAUUCGAGUGAGAACCUGGGCGAGUCGAGCCUCGCUAGAUAUCAUUGGUUUAGCGGGCAUGGGCCGAGAUUUCGACUCCUUGCGCAACCCUGAAAGUAGUCUCAGCCAAUCGUACGAAAUGGUCUUUGCCACGCCAGGUUUGGGAACUAAGGUCCUUUUUAUACUUGGAAUGCUCUUGGGGAAUACGAAAUGGCUUGCAAAGUUACCCACCAAGCAGAAUAAGCUCAUUGACACGGGCUGCCGCAAUAUCCGUGAUGCCACGCGGCGGAUGAUCUGCGAGCAGAAGGUAAAGAUGGAAGAUCCAACUGCAGAGGCACAGCUCGACAUCAUUUCCGUUGCAAUGCGAAGUGGCAACUUUGACGAUGAGAACCUCGUUGACCAACUCAUGACCUUCCUAGGUGCUGGCCACGAGACGACCGCCGGGGCUCUUCAAUGGGCUAUAUAUGCGCUUUGCAAGCAUCCAGAUGUCCAGGUCCGUCUCCGCAGCGAAAUCCGCGCCAACCUGCCACCCAUCAAUGUGGAAAACCCCGGUCCAAUCGACGCUGCCAUCAUUGAUAGCCUCCAAUAUCUCAAUGCGGUCUGUAAUGAAGUCAUUCGCUUCCACCCGUCUGUACCAAACACUGUCCGUGUGGCACUAAAGGAUACCACGCUGAUGGGGAAGCCUAUCCCUAAGGGUACGCAAGUCGUUAUUUCGCCGGAACUUGUGAAUCAUAUGCCAGCACUGUGGGGCACGGAUGCGGAACAGUUCAACCCAGACCGAUGGAUGGGGCCUGGUAAGGCCAACACUGGUGGCGCAACCAGCAACUACGCGUUCCUGAGCUUCCUUCAUGGCCCGCGCAGUUGCAUUGGACAGGGGUUCGCCAAGGCGGAAUUGGCAUGCCUCCUCGCUGCGGUGGUUGGUAGUUUUUCGUUCGAAUUAAGAUACCCGGAUGCUCCACUAGAGGUGCGAGAGGGAGCGACUAUUGCACCGAAGGAUGGGGUCUUAGCCAAGUUCACUCCAUUGGAAGGAUGGUGA